AUGUUGCUCAGGCAGAGCCCGGCACAGAGCAGGCAGCCGUGUGGACCAGCACUCAGACCCAGGAUCAGCCCAGCCUUCCCAGAGCUGGAGACCCUCUCCCCGCAGCGACCCUCGCCUCCACCGCGGGCCCCCUUCAGUGACAUGUACCCUGAAGAGAGCCGGGGGUCUGGAGCCACUGUGGACUUCCUUGAAGGGACCUACGACUAUGCGGCCCCCACCCCUGCCCCGACCCCUCUCUACAGCCACUCCACGGUGGGCUUCUACUCUCCUCCUCUGGACGCCCACGGACAGCCCUCGGAUGGCAGCCUUCAGUCCCUGGGGAGUGGGCCAGCUAGUCCUCUAGUGUUCGUGCCCUGCAGCCCCCGACUCAGCCCCUUUAUGCACCCCCCCAACCAUCACUAUUUGGAAACCACCUCAACUGUGUACAGGUCCAGUCUGCAGUCAGUUUCCAGAGAGGACCUGUGCGGCACCAGCGACGAGUCGUUCAGCGUGGGGGAGUCGGGGGCCGGGGCCGGGGCCGGGGCCGGGGGGUUUGAGAUGGUCAAAGAAACGCGGUUCUGUGCCGUGUGCAGCGACUAUGCUUCUGGGUAUCACUACGGGGUGUGGUCCUGUGAGGGCUGCAAGGCCUUCUUCAAGAGGAGCAUCCAGGGUCACAAUGACUAUAUGUGCCCAGCAACCAAUCAGUGUACUAUCGACAGGAAUCGGAGGAAGAGCUGCCAGGCUUGCCGUCUUAGGAAGUGCUACGAAGUGGGCAUGAUGAAGGGAGGUGUUCGUAAGGACCGCGGUCGUGUUUUGCGGCGUGACAAAGGGCGGACGGACACCACUGGUAAAGACAAGGCCUCUAAGGACCUGGAGCAGAGGACAGUGCCCCCUGUUGACAGGAGGAGGCGCAGCAGUGCUUGUGGUGGAGGAGUACGAUCAACACUGAAUGGCAUGCCUCCUGACCAGGUGCUCCUCCUGCUCCAGGGUGCCGAGCCCCCAACACUGUGCUCCCGUCAGAAGCUGAGCAGACCCUACUCCGAGGUCACCGUGAUGACGCUGCUCACCAGCAUGGCCGAUAAGGAGCUGGUCCACAUGAUUGCCUGGGCCAAGAAGCUUCCAGGCUUCCUGCAGCUGGGGCUCCAUGACCAGGUGCAUCUGCUGGAGAGCUCCUGGCUGGAGAUUCUGAUGAUCGGGCUCGUCUGGAGGUCCAUCCACUGCCCCGGGAAGCUCAUCUUUGCUCAGGACCUCAUACUGGACAGGAACGAAGGAAACUGUGUUGAAGGCAUGGCGGAGAUCUUCGACAUGCUGCUGGCGACGGCUUCACGCUUCCGCUUGCUCAAACUCAAACCCGAGGAGUUUGUCUGUCUCAAAGCCAUCAUCUUGCUCAACUCUGGGGCCUUCUCUUUCUGCACCGGCUCCAUGGAGGCCCUCCACGACAUGGCGGCGGUGCAGAUCAUGCUCGACACCAUCACAGAUGCUCUCAUACAUCACAUCAGCCAAUCAGGAGGCUCGGUGCAACAGCAGUCCAGGCGACAGGCCCAGCUGCUCCUCCUGCUCUCACACAUCAGGCACAUGAGCAACAAAGGGAUGGAGCACCUCUACAGCAUGAGGUGCAAGAACAAGGUGCCGCUGUAUGACCUGCUGCUGGAGAUGCUGGACGCUCACCGCCUGGACCGCCCAGGCCAGCCCUGGACCCAGGCUGACGGAGAGUCCCCCCCCAGCGGCAGUGGAGGAGGACCACGAAUCUGCAAUGAGAGCGCCAGCAGAGCCCCGACAGUCCUGCAGUACGGGGGCUCCCGCUCGGACUGCACCCCCAUCCUAUGAGAGAGAGAGAGGGGGCGAG
This is a messenger RNA of Trematomus bernacchii (emerald rockcod), 1825 nucleotides long. It is a transcript of the gene esr1, whose product is annotated as estrogen receptor 1. Gene Ontology annotation, biological process: steroid hormone receptor signaling pathway; regulation of DNA-templated transcription. Gene Ontology annotation, molecular function: nuclear estrogen receptor activity; steroid binding; sequence-specific DNA binding. Gene Ontology annotation, cellular component: nucleus. The transcript has 9 exons. The record is from RefSeq and is a predicted model, not a curated record. Bases 1 to 1806 code for a protein of 601 amino acids. Lineage: Eukaryota; Metazoa; Chordata; Actinopteri; Perciformes; Nototheniidae.